This is a messenger RNA of Guillardia theta CCMP2712, 381 nucleotides long. RefSeq lists its product as hypothetical. The record is from RefSeq and is a predicted model, not a curated record. Bases 1 to 381 code for a protein of 126 amino acids. The transcript has 2 exons. NCBI's taxonomy places the organism in Eukaryota, Cryptophyceae, Pyrenomonadales, Geminigeraceae.
AUGGCAGGGUCAAGGGCGGUAGCGGGGGCAGCGACGAUGGCGAUGAUGACGAUCAUGUUAGCAAUAGCUUCAUACUCGCACUUUCACAACAAGGGCGCAGAGUCACUGGCAGAGCGAAAGCAGGAAUUAGGGAGAGAAGCGAUGAAGGAGGAAGAGCGAGAGUUGUACACCUUGCGGCUAGAGGGUCUGGAACAGAAGAAGGAGAAAGCUGCUGCUCGUGUCAAGAGGAAAGCAGCGUCUGUUCAAAAGGCACACCCCGAAGACAGGAUUCAAUGGAGGAACCUUGGAGCGAAACCAGAGUCCAACGUCUUCAAGGCAGGAGAGGACAGUGAUGAUGUGAAACUGAAGGCAAGUAGGAAGCUGAGUCUUGCCAGUUUCUGA